AUGAAAUCAAAUUCAGAUUAAUUGGAUAAAUUUCACGAGGACAUUUGCAAGUGGGAUAUUCACACAGAUAUUCUAAAUCACAAAGAUGCCUUUAUUAUCAAAAGUGCCUAUUACUCAUCUGAUGAUUACAUAGCUACUCAGAGAAAUCAAUUAUACAAUGAUCUUAAGACUACUCUCCAGAAGAAUUUAUAGAGAUAAUUAGGUGCAAUAAUGAGCCCUGAUAAACAUGUAUUUUAGCUCAAGCACUGUGAGAUGGUUAAGAAAUUCGUUGUAUUCGAAUUGAAUCAGGUAACUCAGUAAAAAAAAGCUGGAAUAUCGGUAUUCAACCAAAAUGAUGUAGUAGUUAUAUUUAGACAGGACAUUCAUUAACUUGAAAAGCAUAAUCUAAUUGGUGUUGUAGAUAGCUCAGUGGAAGGUCUUGUCUUAUUGAAAUCUAUCAUCAAGAUGGAAGAACCAGAUGAAAGGUCUUUCAAUAUGGGUAAAUCUUUAACUCAAGAUAGUUUUUGGAUCAUUGAAAAGAUAGGCAGUGUUAUCAAUUACAACAAAUCUUAUCUUGCUUUGUAGACUUAUUAGGAUAUAGAUAUGCAGGAAAACUUAAAUGACCCUAUUAAUGAUAUCAUACAUAGUAACAAUUUUUACUCGCUUAGUAAACAAUAAGAGAGACUACUAUAUGAUCAAUUUAACUAUACACUUCCUUAAAUGCAAGCCAUUACUUAGUCUCUUAAGAAAAAAGGUGUAAGCAUUAUUGAUGGAGAAUAUUUAUCUGGAAAAACAACUAUAGCGGUUGGGUUGAUUUAAGCUCUUAAUAUUAUCUUAGAGUAAGUUAGAAUAGAAAGAGAAUUAGAGAAACAGUAAAAAUAGGUUAAAACUUAUUCUAUUUAAGAACUCCUCGACAAUGAAUCGUCUGAAGAUGAAUACUACUCUGAUAAAAGCAAAUCUCAAGUAUCGUUUCCCUGGUUCUAAAAAGGCUAUAAGCAUAUUUAUGAUGAACUAGAUUAUACCAACCAAUAGAGUGUUGCGAUGAAAGAGUAAUACCCAACCUCUGACUUCACCGAUAAAAAGAUAUUACUAAAGGCUAAAGAAAAAGAUCAAACCAAACCACCAGAGAGGAUUGUACUCCUAUCACCUAAUUCACUGACAGUUGAUAAGCAUUUAUCGAUUAUACAGUAAUUAGGACUUGAUAAAACUAUGAAUAUAAUUAGGAUUGGUCAUUCAAAUCAUGAUGAAUCCUUAAAUAAAAAGUUUUCAAUAGAGUAUCUUAGUGGAGCUAACAUGAAAAAGACAUAAAAGGAUGAAGCAUUAGAUUAAGUUAAGGAGGACUUACUAAGAUAAUCAUAAGUUGUCCUAAUGGCAAUUCAUUCACUUAAUCAAUAGAUGAUUGAGAGGACUAUAACUAAGCAAGACACAGUGAUUGUAGAUGAUGCAAGUAUAAUUAAUGAAAUGGACAUUCUUCAGGCCUUAAAGAGAGGAGCUAUAAGAUUGAUUCUUAUAGGAAACCACAAAUUACAAUCCAACAUGUUUUAGCUUAACGCUAAAAGUGGAGAUAGGACCUUAUACUAGAGGAUCUUCUAGGGAAUGCAAAAUUUGAAUUUGCAAAAUACAAUUUAGACUCUACCUAAAUUUGAAAAAUAAGUUUAACUUGUUUAAGCCGUAAAAACAUAGCCCAAAGCCAAAAAGGGUAAAAAAGCUGAGGAGACUGUGAGAGUGUAGCAAGGCAAAGAGAUUGAGAUAGAAUUUAUUGAUUUAACCAAUGGAGAAGAAAAAGACUAAAAGGAGUCUUAUAUAAAUGAGGACGAGGCAUAAUCAAUAGCUGAUUAUCUAGUGAUGGCUUAUAAGAGCUUAGAUUUAAAUGACUUAGCAAUAACUACACCAUUCAGAACUUAGAUGCAUAUGAUUAGAAGUGUAUUUUAAAGCAGAGAAGAUUUCCCUGAAGAAUUGAAAGCUUUUGCUUAGUUUGGGUCAUUUGACGAGUAUGUGAGUCAGACUUAUAAGACUUUGAUAAUUUCUGUUUGCAAGACAAAAAAUAUUGCCAAGAAUGGGGGACCGCUUUUGAAUAGUCAGCUUAAUGUCGAUUUUCUUAAAACCAGAGCUGUUGAAAAGAUUAUUGUAUUUGGAAGAGCAAAAUCAUUGAACGCAUUGUGGAGAAAUGAGUUCUUUGAAAUUGCAAAAUCUCAAGAAAAGGUAACUGAAUUAUGA
Molecule: messenger RNA, 2196 nt
Organism: Stylonychia lemnae
Lineage: Eukaryota; Ciliophora; Spirotrichea; Sporadotrichida; Oxytrichidae
Source: the annotation of a GenBank genome assembly